AUGGAAAUUACUCAAAUGCAAAUGCAAAGGCAAAUGUCGAUGGGUGUCCAAGUGAUUCCGGAACAUGUGAAAGUUGUGUAUCUGAAUGAGAAAUACAUGUACAACUAUUCCUCCUUCGUCAAACGCUACAGUCGCAGGAGCCCGCACUACAUCAUUGUGGACACUGCUCUUAAAUACGAGUGGAACAACAACGUUACGACGAAUAUAGUCUGCAACGAAUUCCUUCACAACGAGUACCGCCGUUCGUUCAUAGAACUACACUACAAAUAUUGCGAUAUGUUGAAAUUUGAAAAAUAUGUUGGUGCCCGCUUCGCCGACUUUGGAUUUAAAUGCCCUCUUGUGGCUGAGAAACGUUACUUCAUGAACUUUACAACGCCCAUGGAUGAGUUUCCCAACGUGUUUCCAUACGAGCACGCCCGCAUCGACACAGAGUUCACUGUAACAGCAACAGGCGAAAGUAUCCUCAAAAUAUAUUUCUAUGCUCAUUUUAAAAAUAUGGUGGAAAAGCAU
Messenger RNA from Brenthis ino (lesser marbled fritillary), 510 nucleotides. The record is from the annotation of a GenBank genome assembly. NCBI's taxonomy places the organism in Eukaryota, Metazoa, Arthropoda, Insecta, Lepidoptera, Nymphalidae.